Gongylonema pulchrum is the source of this 303-nucleotide messenger RNA. NCBI's taxonomy places the organism in Eukaryota, Metazoa, Nematoda, Chromadorea, Rhabditida, Gongylonematidae. The record is from the annotation of a GenBank genome assembly.
GAAACACUGACCAUGACCACUGACGCUUCUUCUUCUUGCAUAGGCAUCAAGUGGAAUCACUUCGGCCUGUUCAGGCGUUUCCAGAUCCCGUUGAGCGAUGCACCAGAACGUGAUAUUUAUAAGGAGCUGCUUGCGAAAAUAAGCACCUCCGUGCCGGAUUUCAGUGGGAGAUUAGCUUGGAAAGAUGAAGAUGGGGACAUGAUAUGCUUCUCGUCAGCGGAUGAGAUGCGUGCCGCAAUAGCGAUGUGCGGUGACCGGCUGUUUCGUAUUCAUACAAUCAAAGGUCAGCAUUAUUUGGGCUGA